GCUGUUACUGAAAGCUGAACCAGAAACCAGGAAAUGCACAAGCCACUUUAUGUAGAAAAACAGCUAGGCUCCGUGGGAGGAGACACAGCACCAUGGGAAACUGGUUUGGCUGUGGGGGAAGCUGGGGCGGCCCAUCAGCUUUCCAGAGGAAAAAGAAAACAGGGAGCCAAGCAAGAUGGAUCCUGAGGCAGCAGAAUGGCCCAAAGGACGCGGCAGAGCACGCGUACGAGUGGGGGUGCAAACAGCCAGCGCCUCAGGAGAGGAAUCCCGGCGUCAGGCCGGAGAGCAGCCUACAUUAUGCAGACAUCCAUGUGUGCAGCCGUGCCGGGCCACGCUCUGCGGCGGAGGUGAAGCACCUGCAGCUGGAAAGCGCUACAGAGUACGCGACCCUUCGAUUCCCCCACGCCACUCCCCGCUAUGACAGCAAGAAUGGGACCCUGGUGUGAGCCUAGGGGAGGCGCCCGUUUCCAUCCCUCGCCACACGACUCCCAGGGGCAGCGUGCUGCUAGGAGAGUUGGGGGGGCAGCCCAGGGAAGGCUUAAGCUUAAACAAUGGGUCCCCGGCCGGCUCUCCCGGCCUCCGGGGCUUGCAGCCGUGUGGGGUCGGCCGGGGUGCGUGCGGCCCCCGGAUGCGGGCCUCGGCUGAGAGGCGGGGAGGCGGCGACCUUCCGCACUCGAGCUGAUUCUGUGGCAGUAAACGGUGUCGCCGUCACACCUUAAGCCCGAUGCUGUGGAGCGCCACGGGCUGUGGGCGACCUCGGCGGCGGCAGAGGGGAGCCCCCGCCCGCAGCCAAAGACGAGCACAGCGGCGCGGGCCGCCGGCCCCAGCGCUUCCGGGCGUUCACACAAUAAAUCGCGUGAGGAACCUGCCUCGUCCGUUUU
Messenger RNA from Manis pentadactyla (Chinese pangolin), 881 nucleotides. It is a transcript of the gene C13H11orf52, whose product is annotated as chromosome 13 C11orf52 homolog. The transcript is spliced from 4 exons. The coding region runs from base 93 to 446 and encodes 117 amino acids. Gene Ontology annotation, cellular component: extracellular exosome. NCBI's taxonomy places the organism in Eukaryota, Metazoa, Chordata, Mammalia, Pholidota, Manidae. The record is from RefSeq and is a predicted model, not a curated record.